ACCCAGUAUUGCAACCGCUCGUUCACGUCUAUCCAUCUUGUUGAGGCAUUUGUGUCUCUGCUGCUUAGCGGCAGGUAUCUAGUCCUCUCAUAUACCUACCCCUUCCUUCUUUGUCAAACCACGGUAGCUGGAACUUCAUAUCCCAACGCGCAUCCUUGCCCGAUUCCUUAGCUCGCAUACGAAAUUAUGGACGCGCCUCAGGUUCACGUGGAUGCGCCGGAGAGCUCUGCGAACGUUGGAAAAGAAGGCGAAAGCACGCACCCUCUAGAAAUUACGAGCGACCGUGAUGUGGACGCAGUGAACGAAGGCCAAGCAGACCCCACUGAAGACAUCGAUCUGCCAGACGCUGGCGCAGCUGAGCCAGAAACGGCACCAGCACCGCCCAAGAAAAAUCCUGGCUUUCAAUUUCUAGACUUUCUAAAGUCACCUAUCGUUGAACUGAUUGUCGGAACCGGAGAGGGCAAAACUAGCUUGUCAGCACAUCAAAGUCUGCUUUUAGAGUCGCCUGUCCUUGCAGAAAAGGUCAAGGCUUUGGGUGAAUCGAGCUCUCGUUGCAUUGAGCUUCCCGAGGAGAAUGUGGAAGCCUUUGGUUAUUUCCUCCAAUUCCAGUAUACCCGCGAUUAUUCCGCCUCCCAGCUUGAAUCCCAUACCGAACAAGAAGCAGUAUCCGGUGGAAUAGAUGAUAGUGGGGAACAAUUGUUGAAGCAUGCGCGAGUAUACACCUUAGCCGACAAAUUGGGGAUCCCCGCGCUCAAGACGCUAGCACACUCGAAGAUCCAUCGUAUAAACAGCACCUCGCAUGGCGAGAUUGCAUAUGCUCGCUAUGUCUACAUGAAUACUCCGGUCGACGAUGUUACUAUCCGAAAGCCAGUGGCUACGUUCUGGGCCCUGAGGAGCCACAUCCUGCGCCACGAAGCUGAAGACGAAUUCCGAAAACUCUGUCUUGAGGUUCCCCAAUUCAGCUUCGAUGUUCUUAGUCUUGUCCUCGAUCAGAAGGAGAAGCGUGCUCAGGACAAGGCAGAGUCAGAGUCAGCUGUGAAAGGAAGCGGACGGAAACGACUUCGGAGUGGGUUAUAGCAAACGAAAUGGUUUGAAGAUAUGAUUGAAUCGUACACCGGAUAAUUGGGAACACGAAUGCCGCAACCCUUUGCUUGGUUGCAGGCAGAAAGCCAGAAGGUACAUCGUCCUGUACGACAUGAGAACUCGCCUAAUGACCCGCAAUUUGUCGCCAACGAGCCCCUAGGAU
This is a messenger RNA of Aspergillus welwitschiae, 1246 nucleotides long. RefSeq lists its product as uncharacterized. The record is from RefSeq and is a predicted model, not a curated record. NCBI's taxonomy places the organism in Eukaryota, Fungi, Ascomycota, Eurotiomycetes, Eurotiales, Aspergillaceae. The transcript has 3 exons. Bases 187 to 1077 code for a protein of 296 amino acids.